Molecule: messenger RNA, 507 nt
Organism: Exaiptasia diaphana
Lineage: Eukaryota; Metazoa; Cnidaria; Anthozoa; Actiniaria; Aiptasiidae
Product: ceramide kinase-like protein
Exons: 3
Molecular function (GO): kinase activity
Source: RefSeq, a predicted model, not a curated record
CAGCAAAGAAAAUGUAUAACCUUCAAGCAAGAAGUCUUCUUAUGCGCGAUGUCAUUGGAGCAUUAAUAAGAAAGAAAAAGUCAUCUAAGAAGUCCAACAGUCCUGGGAAACUUUUGGGUUUGACAGUGUGUACUUACUGCAAGGAAGGAGACAGAAAAUUGGCUGAGUCUAGACUGUCUUUUGAAAGUGAUGACUUGGAGUUAUGUCAGCUGUGGUCUUCCACAAUCAAUGAAAACCUAAAAGGUCUCCAUGGCCGGCCGAGCAAAUUGAAAGUAUUCAUCAAUCCUCAUAGCAAGAAAGGCAAGGCACCCAUGGUGUAUGACAGCCUGGUAGCUCCACUUUUCAGGAAGGCAGGGAUAAAGACAGACGUUAUAAGUCUCCAUGGCCGGCCGAGCAAAUUGAAAGUAUUCAUCAAUCCUCAUAGCAAGAAAGGCAAGGCACCCAUGGUGUAUGACAGCCUGGUAGCUCCACUUUUCAGGAAGGCAGGGAUAAAGACAGACGUUAUAA